Molecule: messenger RNA, 1850 nt
Organism: Elaeis guineensis (African oil palm)
Lineage: Eukaryota; Viridiplantae; Streptophyta; Magnoliopsida; Arecales; Arecaceae
Source: RefSeq, a predicted model, not a curated record
UGUGGCACAAGGCAUUCGGCGUACGGGGAGGGGAAGAAAAAAACGUACUAUAGAGCAAAUUACCCAACCCACCUGCCCCCGGCCACCGCGCUCUCCCUCUGCCUACCAUCUUCCCGGUCUCCCGUCUUUAUGUUAUGUUAAUCCUUCCGGCUUCCACAGUUUACCAAAAAAAAAAUUCCUUUCGUCUUCCAUUCUCGAUUGGCUUCGAGGCCGACCAACUCCCAGAUCCCCUUUUUCUAAAACCCUAAACCCUGGGAAGGAAAAAAAAAAAAAAUCUGAGAUGGAAUCCAAGCUCCAUUAGAUUCAUAUACACGCAGAGUUUUUGGUGGAGAAGGAGGGGAUGGAAGGUGGCAGCGAGGUGGUGGUGGUGGUGAAAGAGGAGGAGGAGGCGGCGGCGACAAGCCCGCGGCCGAUGGCGGGGCUGAACGAGGUGGCCCCACCGCCUUUCCUGACGAAGACGUUCGAGAUGGUGGAGGAUCCGGAGACCGAUGGGGUGGUGUCGUGGAACCGCGAUCGCAACAGCUUCGUCGUUUGGGAUCCCCACAAAUUCUCCACGGCGCUCCUCCCUAAAUACUUCAAGCACAGUAACUUCUCCAGCUUCAUCCGCCAGCUCAACACCUAUGGUUUUCGAAAGGUCGAUCCGGACCGAUGGGAAUUUGCCAACGAAGGAUUCUUAGGAGGCCAGAAGCAUCUCUUGAAGAACAUCAAGAGGCGACGAAACAUCGCCCAGAGCUCGCAACAGCAGCAUGAAACAGGAGCUUGUGUCGAAUUGGGGCAGUUUGGGCUUGAGACGGAAGCUGACAGGUUGAGGAGGGACUGCAACGUUCUGAUGGCAGAAGUUCUGAAGCUCAAGCAGCAGCAGCAGAAUUCUCAAGCACAGCUUUUCGCCAUGGAGGAAAGGAUUCAAGGCACAGAAAGGAAGCAGCAGCAGACUAUGGCUUUCUUGGGCAGAGCUCUCAAGAACCCGAUAUUUGUCCAGCAGCUUAUACUUCGCAUGGAGCAGAAGAAGCGGUUCGGGAGUGUCGGCAAGAAGCGCAGGUUGCCGGCGAAUUUAAGUUCAGAACAUCCACAAGCAACUGAAGCAGCGGAGAUCGAACUUGAGGUGGAGUCUCUGUUUUGCACAAUGAACAAUGAUUCAAGCAGUUCAAGCAACAUAUUUCAGAAAGAUGAGGUGGUGUCAGAAUCCAGUGAUCAGAAAUUAGAGACAGCUUGUGAAGUGAUGUGGGAAGAAUUGCUGGAUGAAGAUUUGCUCACAGUGACUGAAGUCGAAGAAGGAGGUCAGGCUGAGAUAGAAGCUGGAAUGGAGGGACUUGGUACAAAGCACUGGGGUGAAGAUGUAGAAGGCUUAGUGGACCAAAUGGUGUUUCUGGGUUCAAAGCCUCAGAGAUGGAAGGGAGGAAAGAGUGUUUGAGAGCUUGGGGCCUUCUGCAACAUUUUUACCGUUUAGAUUGUGAUGUAGGCUGUGAAUAGUUUGAACUACAGUAUGCUGAAGACAACCAAGAGAUCUGCAAGGGUAUCCAUAUCCUAUCCUAAGUCAGCUUGGAGGGUUAUGUAAUAGUCCAGCUGAUGUUUUCUGUAAGUAAAAAUGCAACAAAAUGAGAAAAACAGUGAGCACUGUACUUUUUUCUGUACAGGGACGGGAAAAAAAAAUGUGCUAUUGUUCCUUCAGUCUUGUCAUCUUUCACAUUUGGUAGCAUGAUUUGAGUAAGUGUGACCACUUACUGUUUUUUGCGGAUCCGGAAGUAGGACGAUUACAUAGAGAUGUAACAAUGUAAUGCAUUUGUAUAAUAACUGGAAGGAAAAAUUAUUAUUGUGUUUCUGAUAUCUAGAGGACAAACAUCAUUUUCUUA